UCCGCAUUCCGUUCACACGACGAUAUAUCUCUGGUACCUAUUACACAGGUGUUUAUAGCGAUAGCACUGAUUUGUGUUUUAAUACGUCAAUCCCGUGGAGUUGCGCUGAAUUCUUUUAUUUUAAGGACAGUAGUAUAUUAUUCUAAUCAUAUGAAAAAGGUAAGGAAAAAUGUUAUAUUCUAAAGGUUUCAUCAAACAGGAAGAUCUGUUUUAAAGUAGAUUGUGUUGUCACGUGAUUUAGUGCUAGUAGGCGAGGGACUCGCGACAUACAAGUAUAUACUGAUGCUAUUUCAAAUAACAAGUUAUUAAUAGAAAUUCGAGAAAAUGCAUGUAUACUACGAAAAAAAAAAAAAACACUCUUAGGUUCACACGAUUUUUGUUUUUUUUAUUGGUUGCACAAGUAGUGCGUCAUAAUGCGAGUAUCUAAAUCGCGUGUUCAUCUUUUAUUCUUUUGAACGUGGAUGACAAAAACUUACAUAGACUAAUCAUAAACUAGCUGUAGUUGACUUUUGUUUUACCAUACAUGUAUGAGGUGUGAUUCGGAAUCAAAGGAAAAAGAAAGAAAUAUUCUAUGACGUUUGUUAUCACAACGAUAGAAUAACGUGACACUUUGGGAGGGAUGGUUGUAACAGAUGUGUACGUCAUGCAAUCAAUGACACUAUCUCCAACAUUAAUUCUAAAACAACUGGAUGACUAGGAGUUAUAUCAUGAAAUCUAGAGAGCUUAGGUUCUCAUAUAUUAAUAGAUCACCAUUUCAGAAUGACUGUUUUCCAUCGGUCAAAAAGUUUCCCAUAUGUCCUAAUUUCUCACUGACGUUGUCAUUCUAGAUAAGGUCUCCGGUCAAGGCCAUUAUUCCAUGUUCAGACUUCAGACUUACUUAUCGGAUAGAAAAAUGCGAAAGUCGCAUUGACCACCUUCUUUGAAAUUUAUCUUUAAGGUCAUUCCGCGACGCCGGCGUUCAGGGGGUGUAUGAAAUCGUCAUUAUGGCUUACGUCUUUUAGAAACAUGAAUGAAAAAUAUUUGUAUAUUCCGUUUAACUUUGGUAGUCGAGCUGGGAAGUCCUCCACUUUUUAUCCACAGUAGAAUUUCCUCCUUAAGUUAGUGUUAAGUUUGUGUGGAGAAUUCAGUGUUGUGAUUUCAAACCCAAUACGGAGGUGACUAGAUCUGAUCUAAACGGUCACCAAGACAUUGUCAUACUGUACAUGUAUGACCUUGGAUGUGACCUUAAGUCAAGACACUAAGUCCUGUAAUUAGAUACUGUCAAUCAAACAACUUUCAUUGGAAUUAUGACGUUACAGGGGCGAUACACACGUAGAUAUAAAAUACAAAUGAUGUAAGUGAAAAAAGGAACUACGAUUGGCUGAACAGUACAGGUACGGAUCCACAAAUUUUCAAAUGGGGUUGCGACCCAUGCAAGAUGGGUCUCCCACAAAGGAUUGCAGACCGGAAAAUAACCAUUCCCUCUUUUAAAAAAAAGUCUUCAAUAAAAGGGGAGAUGUAAACCCACCACUCCAGAUCCGCCACCUUUCAUUGCAAUGAAAGGAACGAACGAAAAAAUAAAAGAGAACAAUAUUCAAACAUAUUUCUCUAAGACAGGAGUAUAUUUACGUAAGGUAAAACAAUAAUAAAAAUAAAUGAAUAAAUUUGAAAAUAAGAAAAUACGAGAUAUUUAUUUUGUUGUCUCUCCUGUUACCUCAGCUAGCUGAGAACACAACACAUAUAAAACCUAGACAGAAUCCAGACAAACCAGAAAUAACUACAAAAAAUCAUAAAUUGAUCUGAUGGGGUUUAAAUAUUUUCAUGAUAUGAAAGUGUCUGCACUCGUAAAAAUUCAAUGCAACAAAGUUCGCUAACGCUGUCAGUUAUGGGGUUUUAACAAUCAAGGUUUUCAAAGUACACCAAUCUUCUGGUGGUUUGUUUCAGCCGGUCGUUUUUUAUAUUUGAUUAUGUAAAAAUGGCUGAAAUUGACGUUUGUUAAAAAAAGUUCCCUUUUAUGCUGAGUUAAUACUGAUCUUGAAUGUCAAGCUAUUCCUGAUACGUGCCAGACAAACACAAAGAAUUGAAAUUAAAUGUCCAAACAUAUUCUCCUAAGGCAUUAGAGGCAGAACAGUAUAGAAAUGCUAAUGGAUUUAAAUGUUUAUCACAACAGAAAUUCAGUUUUUAUCAAAUUGCAAAUUCUAAUGAUGUGCAUGUGUCUAACUCAGCUGUUACGUUGACGAAGUAUAGGUACCACAUCAUUUAUCCAUUUAUUUCAAACAUGCCUCAACACUUGAGCCACUAUCAGCUUCUACAUUAUAUUAAACGGGUCAGUCUCGGUUUACAUUGACCCCAAGAUGACGGGAGAAGAUGAAUUUGGUCGCUGGACUCCCGCCCGAAACCAGAAAACCCCAUCCCCGGUCCCUUCGUCAGUCUCCGCCACACCCGAGCCUGGACAACCGCCCGGUCUUAAAGGCACAGUGGCUUUAGAAACUCUCGCGGAGGAGGAAGAAGAUGAAAGUGGCGAAGUGAAUGUACAAGAUUCUGUCCGCAAACAAGCCCAAGCCAAAAUUGAAGUGCUAGAUCGUUCCAAGUUUGGAAAACUCAUCGUUAACUAUGGCGCUGGAAAGUCCUUUGGUGAAGUCGCUCUUGUGAAAAGAGACAGUUUUCGGAAUGCCUCGGUAAUUGCUGACGAGGACGUGGAUCUAUUGGUGAUCGGGCAGGAUCUCUUUGAUCGAUCGCUAAAGUGCGAUCAUGAGAAAGAAUUUGCUGAAAUUAGUAACUUCAUCGAGUCUCAUCCAUUCUUUUGCCACAUGCCAAACAAACUGAAGAAGCUCCUGGAAAUGAGCUUGAGGCGGGAGACAUUUAUCUUCGACUCCGUGAUGGUGAAACAGGGAGACCCAGUGACUGGGAUGCAUUUCAUACUCAAGGGCCAAGCGAAUGUUACCGUGGAACCGCACAAGCACCAGAAGCAGUACUCUCAUUUGUGGCCUUUUGAAGCCGGUGUCGAUAUUUACGCCAUAGAAUUUGAGCACCUCAGGGAAGCACGGAGACAAGCAAUACUCAGAAAGUAUGAAGACCCUGCCGUGUGGGAAACAAAGUCGGAGGAACUCGUUAUUCGACGGACAGAAGGAUACGCGGCCGUGGAAAAACGGAUGAAGGAGCGUCACGUGGACCUUUGUUCGAUUCAGGAUCGCGAGAUAUUAGGGGACAUUGAAAUUUAUAAUAAUUUGAGCACCUAUAUGCACACAGUGAAGUGUACUGCAAAUACGGAAGUAUUUAUAUUAGACACUAAGAACUAUGACCGAAUUGUUGGGAAAAGAAACACAGCCACCAUCAAUAUCAUGCGAGAAUAUGUAAAAGCCAAGCUGGAAACUAGAAUGAACAUGAAACAAGGACAUUUAGUUCCGUUUUUACAAUUUUUACAUUUCAAAUUGACAGAAGAGUCGUUACCUCAGUCUAAACCAUUACCUCCAUUAAAAACUUCCAAAACUCUGCCGGACAGGGACACCAUGCUGCAACAACUGCUUCAGUGGUUCAGAGAUGGGAAGUCGACGGUUGUGGAACCUUUCACCCCUGGAGCAGUUUUCUACAAGGAACUUAUGAAAGAAAAGGCAGCAGCUCGCAAGGACCAUCCCGCGCCUGUCAAAACUAGUGUUGCCCUCACCCUGAGGGCAAACCGACGAAAUCAACCACCUCGAAAACCGAGGAGUUUGAUGGAAAUUAGAGAGUCUCUGCGACAAAUGAUGGAAGCGGAGGUUAUCGAAUUUGAAAAUGAAGCAGCAAAGAAACAGAUUGGGUCUCGAAAAAAACCGAAAGACAGAGGCAGGAAGGUUCGAAAAAGACAUUCAUCCCAAACUCAAUCAAAUUUUGAAGGAAGUCGAAGCAAGGCGGCGUCACUGCAAUCACUAGCCUCGCUUCCAAAUUACUCAGGAGAUAAAGAGCAGGACGAAAGCGACAACACAUUACUUAAGAUAUUUGCUAAUCAUAAUAAGCCGCCAAAUGAAAACGAAAGCAAACCAAAGAGCAGACGAGGUUCCUUGGAAAAUGCUUCUCGAGACGAACAAAAAUCAGUAAAACCGGUUCUCAUCACGGAAGUAAAUAGUUCUCCUCGAAAGGAGCAGCGUGUUGACCUACCAAAUAUUAAGGAAGAACGUACGCAAGAGGAAAUUAUUCUUAAAAAACAAAAUCUAGGACUUAAUACCAAAGACAAUCUGACAUUGAACACUGAAAAGUCUGACGUAGCAGCUCGAACACAAUUCCAAGUUCCAAAUGCAGCAAAAUCAAAAGAACUUCAAGUGUCAAAUCUUGAAAAUGUCCCCACUCUGAUUGGCGAGGAGAACACCCUGCCAAAUAUCCCAGGAGCAGAAACAUCAUCUAUUGUAAAGAAAAGAAAUGAAAAUUCCAAAUGGACAACCGCAAUGAAAUUUGUCAACGAGAAUAUACAGCGCCGACUGAUGACGAAAAAGGAAUCGGAUAAUGACAACCUUCCCCACUAUGAUGACUACGAGUCCAACGAUAAAAACCUGACCUUCUUGGAGAAUAGACUCAUGGCUUUCCAUGUAAAAUACGGCGGAAAAGCAAAACUGCACAUGAAAUUACCGAAACUUGCGAGAUAUACUACGGAAGAAAAUGAAGUAAAAGCUCCAAAACCUGGUGGCAAGGUUUGGAUCAGAAGGCGCAUGUGCAGAUUCGCCGACAAUAAGAUCCAGGUUAAAGAUCACCAACAUGUUCGACACCAUAUUGUUGGAGACAUCCCCGAUUUUGACACCACGGUGCAAAAACAAAAGCGGGUCAUGCAAGCUUUUCUGUGAUACAGACGGACAACGCGAUGUUUAGAGAGUAUUACUUGGUGAAACAAUUAACAAGUGUAUUGCUAUUAAAAGAAUGACAGUUGACGAGGCUGUAAUUUGGAAACUAUUGUUAGCUAAUUUUCAAUAACAAGAUUUGUCAGAUUUUCAUGAAUAAACUCUCCACAUUCUAAUAUAUACAUGUAGAUUAAUAUAUGUAAUAUCAAACGUAAUUACUGAU
Ostrea edulis (European flat oyster) is the source of this 5007-nucleotide messenger RNA. RefSeq lists its product as uncharacterized. Bases 2334 to 4790 code for a protein of 818 amino acids. The record is from RefSeq and is a predicted model, not a curated record. The transcript has 7 exons. NCBI's taxonomy places the organism in Eukaryota, Metazoa, Mollusca, Bivalvia, Ostreida, Ostreidae.